AUGGACAGGCUACCAUCAGCAGACGAGUUCAAGGCCGAGCUGGCGUCGCGCGACGAAAAGAUCCGCGAGGGCUGGAUCAAGACGAUGGAGGCGCGCAUCGUCCGCGAGGAGCUCCAAAAAUGCCACAAGGCCGAGGGCGUCAACCACUAUUCGGCCUGCGCCGACCUCGCAAAGACCUACCACAGCCUCCUCCUCGACGCAAAGGUCAAGGGAUUCCGGGAGAUUGAGCUCGCCUAG
This is a messenger RNA of Pseudozyma flocculosa PF-1, 237 nucleotides long. RefSeq lists its product as uncharacterized. Bases 1 to 237 code for a protein of 78 amino acids. The record is from RefSeq and is a predicted model, not a curated record. NCBI's taxonomy places the organism in Eukaryota, Fungi, Basidiomycota, Ustilaginomycetes, Ustilaginales, Ustilaginaceae. The transcript has 3 exons.